Molecule: messenger RNA, 5585 nt
Organism: Boleophthalmus pectinirostris (great blue-spotted mudskipper)
Lineage: Eukaryota; Metazoa; Chordata; Actinopteri; Gobiiformes; Gobiidae
Gene: fam193a
Product: family with sequence similarity 193 member A
Source: RefSeq, a predicted model, not a curated record
CACCCACCUAGAGGCCAUAUUGGAAUCUAUGAAGUCGAGCUGCACUCUGGUGGAACUGUGUACCGUUUUGGGAGACUUCAAAACGUUUCCCGGUUUCCUACCCGAGUGAUUUCGUCGGGCAUUCGACCUGAGACAUUCUUAAACCUGGAGGACAAGUUGUCUCACUGUGUUUGCGCGGAAAAAUGAGUCCAACCGAUGCUAAACGAGGAGCUAAGCGCAGGAAGAACAAGCGGGGCGGUGGCAGUAGCUGCAGUGCUGUCUGCAACAGCAGCAGUGCCAAGGCCCUGAGCUGUGCGGGGACAGCUACACCUGCCUCCGUGGUCAACUUUUUAUCCCCUGGAAGCACGAGCAACGGAAAUGUAGGCUCCAUCACGGGCAUCAACGGAGAGGUCAAUAUGAACAACAGUGUGGCCCCACAGUUCACAGAAGGACCAGUAAACGCAGACUUCUCCAGUGUCCUUCAGACUCCAUUCACGUUUGGUCUGAACCAGCGCGCACCGUACUCGGCUGGAGACCGCUGCCUGUUGUGCCGCUGUGAGAGGAAAGACAACACCUCGCCCUCAGACACUGGGACCUCUGGACAGAAUGGCCCGGGACAGUCCAGUCCCAGCAGCUCUCUGCAGCUCCCCCUGUGGGUGUGUCCCGACUGUAGACGCACCGUGGAGAAGGAGGACCGCCACACCACUUUGGAGCAGCCCACGGGGUGCCAGAACUUCCUGUUGCACAUGCCUAUGGGGAAUGGAACCGUGACACAGGAAGUAACUCUGGGGGACAGACUGAGCAGCGCAGCCCCUCCUCUCCCUACGCUCCCCGCUCCGGACCUGUCUGCCCCCCUGUCCGCUGACACUGUGUGCAGCUGUGAGGCCUGCAAUGAGAGGCGGGAGAUCUCUGCAGAGUCGGAGAGAGAAUCCCAGCAGCUGCAGAACCACUGGUCGGAGGUGCGGUACCUGGUGCGAUGUAUCUACCGUCAGACCGGCACCCCUCUCGCAGACGACCAUGACCAGCCGCACGAGCGAGACAAGGAGGGCAUGAAGGAACUGGUGGACAGAUUGUGUGAGAAGGACCCAUACCAGCUCUAUCAGCGUUUGGAGCAGCAGGCCCGGGAAUAUGUGCUGGAGAUGAAGGUGCGCUUGCUGAAGCACCUGUCCGUGGGGGGGCCAGGGAGCAGUGUGGCUGUGUCCCAGGGCCCCCCUCAGGCACAUCAGUUCAUCUCUCUGCUGCUGGAGGAGUACAAUGCCCUGUGUCAGGCUGCACGCACCAUCAGCAGCUUCCUCCUCACUCUGGAGAACGAGCACCUUCAGAAGUUCCAGGUGACAUGGGAGCUGCACAACAAGCACCUUUUUGAGAAUCUGGUAUUCUCAGAACCCAUCUUGCACAGCAGUUUACCUGCACUGGUUUCACAGCUUAAGCAUGGCACAGCUUCUCACGACUCUUACAGUGAGGACAUGUACAGGGCCCUGUUGGAGAGGUACCAGCAGCUGCAGCAGGAGAUGACGUCUGUGGCGGCACAGUGGCAAGAGUGUGAGAAGAGGAUAGACGACUAUGUAGAUGAACAGCUUCUUUUUAAGGUUGAGGGCCAGAGUCUUACUUACCAAAGAACCGAACCUCAUAAAUCCCUGGUUAGCAAAAAUACCUUAAAGGCCAAGCAGCGGAUGCUAAAGGAGGACUGGGAGUUUUUCAAGCAGAGAAGAUUUUUAGAGGAGCAGAUGCCUAAUAAAAAGUCCAACUCUGGAGACAACUUUACAGACACUAUGAGAAUGCUCUCUUCACGUUUAAGUAUUCCUGACUGCCCAAACUGCAACUAUCGUAGAAGGUGUACGUGUGAUGACUGCAGCCUCUCCCACAUCCUGACCUGUGGCAUCAUGGACUCCCCCAUCGCAGAGGACCUGCACAUCAAGCUGCCACUGCAGGGAGAGCCUCCACGGGACUACCUGUCUGAGGUGCACCCCCCCAGUCUCUCCUCCGGCAGCUCAGCCUCCGGAUCCAACUCCAGCUCCCCCAUCACCAUCCAGCAACACCCACGGCUCAUCCUCCCAGAUGGAGAUCCCAACACAUUUAUUAGCGAUGAUUAUGAAGUGCUCCCCUUGUCCAGUAAAUUCGGGGACAUCUACCCUUUGAGCGGUUAUGAGGACGGCAGCGUUGUGAGGUCUGUGAAUGGGCUUCACCAUGAGCUGAACGGGGAAGGAGAAAAGACGCUAAAGACUGUGUCUCCUCACUUAACCAGCAGCAGCAGUUCGUCAGAGGGGGAUGAGGAGGAGGCCGAUGGUGGGGAGCCUCCAGGGCAGCAGAGGGAGCUAGGCAAAAUUCACAGCCCCCCACCUUCAUACAGUCAUCAGCAGCAGGUAGCACCGGUACAGCAUGCUUGUGAGUGCCACGUUUGCACUCAGGACCCUGGUUCUACCACGGUGGGCCCCGCCUCCUGCCUCCCCCCUGGCCGCCUCCACAGUGCCCCCCCUGCUCCCCCUCCCACAGUGGGACACCAGUUCUUCACAGACCCCAAGACGCCCCCCACCCACCCUGCCCUACACCUAUACCCCCACAUCCACGGUCAUCUGCCCCUUCACAACUUCCCCCGGCCUUUACUGCACCCCACCAUGUACCCGCCCAGCCCGCCACUUUCACACAACAAGCCCAUUCCUCCCACCCCAACAUCCAGUCACUCGGCAGCGAAACAGCCCGCCUUCAGUCCAUCCUUACCGGAGCACGUGUACCCAAACUGCUUCAGCGCGCCGGGGGGCACAGGGGACUGGAACAGCUCACUCCAAUGCCUCUCUCUUAAGUUUGAGAAUCUGUGGGACGCUGCUGUCAUGAAGAGUUGGAACCCCUCUGUGCUGCUGCCCGACUCUUUACCAGGUGACAUGCUGGGACCACCCAUGGCUGACAUCCCCCUCCCCCCAGCCUCACCUCUCGGCCCCCAGCCAGACCACUGCUCUCUCCCCACCCCUCCUUCCUCCUCCGUGUCCUCGUCCUCCUCAUCCUCGUCGUGCUCCUCGACAGACGCCAAAGAGCAGAAGAAGAGCGGCGCCAAGAAGAAGUGUCUCUACAACUUCCAGGAUGCCUUCAUGGAGUCCAGCCGGGUCGUCAUGGCAACCUCCGCCUCCACAUCCUCCGUGUCCUGCACUGCCACCACUGUCCAGUCCAAUGAUGUCUUUCACAGUUUGAGUAAAGAGGACCACAGACCUCCCUGUUCCAGUCCCAGAGGCACCUCCACAGGCCUGGGCUCUCUCCCCUCGCUGUCAGGCCCCACCCUGCUCCCAGCCCCAACCUCACACCUUCCCACAAUGGCACCUCCUGCCUUUCCCAAGAUGGCUGCCCCGGCCCCAGACUUCAGCGAGGCACACCAUGGCCUGUGUCUCCCACCCAGUGAACCGCCAGUGUCCUCCACAGAUGGGCCCGGCAGCACCCCACCCAGUGUCUGCAGUGAUCCUGAAUGCGAGGGCCAUCGCUGUGAGGGUAACGGGGCUUACGAGCACCAGCCGUAUGACGGAGAGGAGAGCCAGGAUGAAGACAGCUGCUCCGAACACAGCUCCUCUACCUCCACCUCCACCAACCAGAAGGAAGGGAAGUACUGCGACUGCUGCUACUGCGAGUUCUUUGGACACGGAGGGCCCCCAGCUGCUCCCACCAGUAGAAACUAUGCAGAAAUGCGAGAGAAGUUGCGUCUGCGGCUAACCAAGCGUAAAGAGGAGCAGCCAAAGCGUGAGGAGCAGGCGCCGGUGCUGGACAGAGACGGAGGGGUGGAGGACCACAGGCGGGUGGAGGACCUGCUGCAGUUUAUCAACAGUGCAGACAGUAAACCUCCGUCCAGCUCUAAGGCCGCCAAGAGAGCCCGGCACAAGCAGAAGAAGCUGGAGGAGAAGGCCCGUCUGGAGGCAGAGGCACGCGAGCGAGAGGAGCAGCAGCUGCUUCUGGAGGAGCAGCGGCAGAGACAGGAAGAGACAGAGGCAGCGCUUCAGAAAGAACUGCUCCGCCUCCAGGAACUCCAACACCAGCGAGCCGUCAAGAAGAAGAAGAAAGACAAGGCCAAGGAAAACACAGCCCCCACGCACAACAACCCCCAGCCCCUCAAACAGACUGCCCAGAACGUGCUUGACAGCCUGCAGCUCCAGAGCCUCAUCCGCCUGCCCGAGCCCAAAGCCUCUACAACCUCAAUGCCCCCCACACUCCCCACGCCUCCCACAGCCCCCUGCCCUAAACGCACCAGCGACAAGGCCCUCAGCAUGGACACCACAGUGCUUAGCUCCACCCUGCACAACAGCACAUCCCCACACAUCGAGGUGAACGGGAAAACCAAGAGCAAGCAGACAAAGACGACUCCCAGCGAGACGCCCGCACCCAAGAAGAGCCCAGAACCAGGGGCCAAGCUUACCAAUGGGACCCCCUUUCCACCUGCAGACACCAAAGCUCCCCGCCUCCGGCCCCUAGAAGUUCCCCUGGUCCCAAAUGCGGAGGUCAGACCCAACAACAGAAGCGCCAGUGGGAAGAGGCCACAGCAGACUGUGGUUCAGGUGAAGGAGGAGCGGGGCAGCCCACCCGUGAAUCACCAUUCCCCCUCCCCACCACCGCCUGCUCCAGCCCCCCCACAUCAAGAGCAGAACGGGAAACCAGCCAGUGCAGAGUCUCCACAGCCCAAGUCCAAGAGCAAGAAGAACAAGAAGAAGAAGAGCGACAAGCUCAAUACAUCGAUCGAUGAUGUUUUUCUGCCCAAAGACAUAGACCUGGACAGCACUGAAAUGGAUGAGACGGAGAGAGAGGUUGAAUAUUUCAAAAGGUUCUGCUUGGACUCUGCGCGACAGACACGCCAACGACUUUCCAUCAACUGGUCGAACUUCAGUUUGAAAAAGGCCACGUUCGCUGCUCACUGAGGUCGCGGGUCACAAUCAGAACAUUACUCCGCCCCCUCCCCUGGACUCUACCCCCUCUGUGCCCACUCCUCACACACGUGCUGCCUUGCUUCCCUCACGCGUCCAGACCUCCCACCAACACAACAAAACCCCCCGCGUGCUUCUGUGCGCUUUUAGUUCACCUGAUUGAACAAGCCAUGGUCGAAAAUGAUUUCUACCUGUAGUCAAACAGAUGCUUAUAUUAUAAUGUCAGAGAGGUUUCCACACCAAAAAAGACAAAUAUGGAAACGUUAAAAAAAGAUGUACUAAAUGAAAGCUGUAUUUGAGACACUGUGGCUUACUGUCCCGUGGUGCACCUGCCCCCCAGCACGCCCCCUCACCAGGUCUGACAGGGGCUCUGCUGCUCCUCCCCUCCUCCCCCCUCCAUAGCACCAUCCCAUUUCACACACAGGAGGAAAGAGGAAAAUACUUGACAAUGUUCUUUUUUGUUUUGUUUUUAAGUUCUGUUUAACAAACUGUUGAGUAAAAAUGUUCCAGUUCCACUUGUUUUCUUUCUUUUUGACCUGUAGCCAGCUUGUAUGAGAAUGAAUUGAAAAAGCAGAAUACUCACACUAUCAGUCUGUUCUAGAGUGUAUAUUGUAUUAACACUGAAGCCAAACUGGCUACUUUUAACAUAUUGUUAAGUAAUAUUAAAUCUUGUCUUUCUUUUUUGAAAGAUGGAAUACAGUAGUAUGGCAGGAG